GGACCACCUGCUAACCCACCUUUCUCCCUCCCUCCUCUCUCAUGUUUCUUACUACCUCCCUUACCAACCUUCCUACCAUCUAUCACCUUUUCUCUCAUGCUUUAUCUACUACCAAGCUUGUUACUACUACCUCCCUUGCUAGUUUAUCUGGUCUCUCGUAUACUUGCUUUCAUAUUAGCACUGCCUCACUUGUCAGCUUUUCCUUCUUUUUGUUCUCCUACUAUUCUACUGUCUCCAGUACCUCCUCUCCUACCACCCCCAGACUUUCUUCACCCUUCCUUAUGUCUUGUCCUUCUUUUCUACUUUAUCCACCAUCAUUGUUCCCUUCUGUUUCUUCUGUCCAGCCUGCUCUCUUGCUACCUGGUCUAAUUCCUUACUUGUUUAGUUUUCUUCCACCCAACUUAUCAGCUUUCCCAGCGACAUUCCAUACUUACCACCUCACCACAGUAGCUACUGCGUAUAUACCGAACUUAAAUUCAAUAUUUAGAAUUACUUGUGAUACAUAUACAAUGUUUAUGUGAAAUUGGUUAAUAUUCUAUCACACAAGUUUCAAAUGCUGGGAUAUAGUCAGACACAAUAAGAUUGAUGAAAUAUCGAGAUAAGAUUAUCAAGGUACUAAAGUACUAUUUUUGUAACAUUGUGAGAGAGCUGGUUGAGGAUAUUGGCUAAUAUAUUAAAGAACCAAGGAGGAUGAAAAAUAGAUAAAAAUUGAUUGAUUCUAGGGAAAAAUAGAGAUAA
Tuber aestivum (summer truffle) is the source of this 738-nucleotide messenger RNA. The record is from the annotation of a GenBank genome assembly. NCBI's taxonomy places the organism in Eukaryota, Fungi, Ascomycota, Pezizomycetes, Pezizales, Tuberaceae.